AUGGUCAAGCCUAAGGAUUCCCAAGACCGGGGAACCAUCAUAGGCCACUGUCCUAAUCUACAAUCCCUCAAAUUUGUAGACUAUAAUCUGACACCUGCAGAGUUUGACUAUCGAAUAUUUGGGAUCCAGUCAAUUAUACUACCAUCGCUGCAACAGUCUCUAUCCGCUUCCACCACCGAAGGUCAACAAGAAACUUUAGAGCCACCACAUCUUGAAACGGCUAGAAUCGUUUUCCAUGGGUCGGGCAGUUAUGUUCUACACUUGUAUCGAAAUGCCGCCAGAAAGAACCAUUUACGUCAAGCUUUCGAGUUCCCAAAAUUAACUAAAUGUUCGACUGGUGAUAUUGAGGUCAUUGACGAUGUCGGUAUUAGCUCUGGAACGACUUUUGAACGAGAUAACAACAACCAUACGGACACAUCUGACUUUCAUAUCAGCACUCCCCAGUAUUCCCUAAAAAGCCUUUCGAUUGCACCAGCUACAGGGCCUUUGCUUGAAAGCGUCAUUACACAUGCACCUUAUCUCACAUGCCUUACAAUCUACAAAGGCAGUGAGCAAGCUUUAACUCGAGCCAUCCCAAAGCUUUGUCCGUAUCUUAUCUCCUUGACUCUAAGAUUGGAUGGGUAUAGAUAUGAUGAUCAUGUUUGGGACCUUUUAUUCCAGGGGCUUCCUCAGCUAAAGGAAUUCAACAUCACAGACGCAAUUUUGUCGACUAACACUCUUAUGGUCCUUACUCAGUUUUGCCCAAAGCUCGAGUCCUUUAAUACGGACGAUGACUGUAAGGUGUCAUCUCCAGGCAUCUCUUUUAUGUUAAAGAAAUGUCUUGCACUAAAAAAGCUCAGUCUGGAUCAGAGCUACGGUGUCGAUCUAUUUAAGCCUAUUACUAUUGCUGCGCCUACAAUCAACACUAAUAGUAACAAUAAUGGCAGCGGUGCUAUCGAGAAAAUUGCUCAGUAA
Molecule: messenger RNA, 954 nt
Organism: Lobosporangium transversale
Lineage: Eukaryota; Fungi; Mortierellomycota; Mortierellomycetes; Mortierellales; Mortierellaceae
Exons: 2
Coding region: 1-954 (317 amino acids)
Source: RefSeq, a predicted model, not a curated record